CUCCACCGGCACUCUUAGCGUCCCUGUCUCGCGGUUUCUCUAUCACACCCCAUGGCAGUCUCUCGCCAGCCACCCCUAUCUACGUGGUCCGCCGCUCCGGGCGCCGUCGCCGUGGAAGUGACGCUUUGCGCGGCAUCGCCGGGGCGCUCAGUCGGCACCGCGUCCCACCCGCGUCCGCCUCGCUGUGGACGAUCGAGCCGUCGUCGCGCCAUCAGUACGGCCGGAACAUCGCCGACUUGGCUACCUCGUGGCGCGCUGUGACCCCCUGCCGCCCCUGCUUCGGCCCGGAGGAUCGCGCAGAGCAAGUCGGCCCGGAGGAGUCAGCCCGGAGGAGCCGCGGAGGCUCUCGAAUUGGCGGCCGCCGUCAACUAGCCCGCCAAGCCACCUGGACGCCUCGCCGUCCCGCGCUUGGGAAACCGAAACGGUGACAAACCAAGAGGAAAAGGUGCAAACAUGCCGGUCGGCGGACGCGUGGCAGGCAAAGUCGGGAUCUAUAGCUCCCAUUACAAUGGUAAUGUGGACAUGGAUAUCAUUCUAUUAGGGAAAGGAUACAGUGGCAUAAAUGAGGAGAUCAUCUGGAUCAGCAUAGGCAUGGGGAUCACCAUCGCGCUGCUAAUCACCAUCGCGCUAUGCUACAUCGCCCGUGAAAAAUGUUGCAAGCCGCAUGAGGGAUAUUACACGUCCUGACGCAUGCUACCGCCACCCUCGUGGGCGUCCUGGUCGUUUAGUCCGACGAGUCCAGGAAUCAUCUUCAGUCCGACCACGUCGAGAGGCAAGCCGCGGGCUUACUACAUCACCGUUUGAAUUCUUCUAGUCGCUAUCCCGCCCCCUCUCCCUCCCAUCAGCCCUCGACCAUCCAUCUUUCGGGGAGAAAGCCCUGGUAGAGUCUCAUGCGAAGACUGUCAGAUCACGUGAAACACGAAUCAUACGCGCGCUCUCUCGUUUGCGUUACGCAAUUACGCCAUAAUCGCGACGCGGGGCCCGUCUUAACCGAAGAAACACUGCAGAGUUGCGACCAAAGUGCCGGAAAACACGGAAGAAUGACGAGCGUUGUCCCACUGUGCGGAAAUUGACGACAAAGUCGAGACUAAACUUUCCUUUAACGCGAAACUUCGCAUGCGCCCAUACACACACACACACACACACACGCGCGCGCGCAAACGCGAGCGCACACAUGAGCGCACACGUUCGAGCUCGAAUCGAUUAAAAUGAAAAUAGAGAAGAAGAAGAGACGAGACACACAUCGCGAGCAUUAUCGAGAAGCAACGAAGCUGCGGGAUACACACGUUUUAUACACGGACGGAUCGAUUUUGCUCCCUCCCUCCCUCCCUCCCUUCCUCCUUCUAUGCCGCGGACGGGCUUUUAUUACCAAUAUAUAUCCUCUCCGGAGCGCAUUUGGUACAACGUUGACACAAUGCAUUCCCGUCUAAUGUCCCAAUAUCGUGCGUUAUGGGACCGCUGCCAGGGCUUUCCCCACGAAGAUGAUAAUCUUCGCGCCGUUACGCACACCGGGGAGGGAUAAAAUUCUCCGGAGAAAAGGUAGGACGACGACUGCGUCGGCGACGACUACGUCGACGAUGACUUUGAGGCUUCGUGGCUCGAGGUCCUCGUACAAGGACUUGAAAGCUUUUCUUAUCUAAAUGGGAGAGCGCGACUUAUAAUCGGCGGCGCAUACUUGCGAUUCACAGUUCCACAAGCGCGAGACGCUUUUACAAGUAACACUACGCAACUGUCACUCACCGAUUCCAAUGAAAUCUGGC
This is a messenger RNA of Harpegnathos saltator (Jerdon's jumping ant), 1760 nucleotides long. RefSeq lists its product as uncharacterized. The coding region runs from base 454 to 687 and encodes 77 amino acids. The transcript has 3 exons. The record is from RefSeq and is a predicted model, not a curated record. NCBI's taxonomy places the organism in Eukaryota, Metazoa, Arthropoda, Insecta, Hymenoptera, Formicidae.